AUGCCGAAGAACAAGGGAAAGGGUGGCAAAAAUCGCCGAAGAGGCAAAAACGAGAAUGAUGCUGACAAGCGAGAAUUGGUUUUCCGAGAAGACGGUCAAGAGUAUGCUCAAGUAGUCAAGAUGCUUGGAAACGGUCGCCUUGAGGCUCAAUGCUUUGAUGGAGAGAAGCGAUUGGCGCAUAUUCGAGGAAAGAUGCGCAAAAAGGUUAGCCUCAUCUUUCCCACUAUUUCUGGCUCAGGUGGCUCAACAAUUGAGAAGGUGUGGAUUAACCAAGGAGAUAUCAUUCUGCUCUCUUUGCGAGAGUUCCAGGAUGAUAAGGCCGAUGUCAUUGUCAAAUAUACUGCUGAUGAGGCUCGAAACCUUAAAGCGUAUGGUGAAUUGCCGGAUACAGUGAAGAUCAACGAAACCGAUACCUUCGGCGAGGAAGAUGGAGAGUGCACAUUCGAAUUCGGAGACGAGGGUGAAGUCGAUGUGGAUGACAUCUGA
Messenger RNA from Rhizoctonia solani, 486 nucleotides. RefSeq names its product eukaryotic translation initiation factor 1A,X-chromosomal. Lineage: Eukaryota; Fungi; Basidiomycota; Agaricomycetes; Cantharellales; Ceratobasidiaceae. Gene Ontology annotation, biological process: translational initiation. The record is from RefSeq and is a predicted model, not a curated record. The transcript has 5 exons. Gene Ontology annotation, molecular function: translation initiation factor activity; RNA binding. Bases 1 to 486 code for a protein of 161 amino acids. Gene Ontology annotation, cellular component: cytoplasm.